UUAAUGUCCUAAUGGUUUUUGUCAUAAAAGAACAAUAAUUUUGAGCAAUACAAUGUAUUGCUACAAAUCUAGCUCCAGAGAUACGAGUCAUAUCAAUACACCUCACAAUAAUUAUUACAUUUCAGCAUAAACAUACAUCACUAGACAGGUGGUAAACUUAAUCUAGCUAACAUCUGUAACUACUGCAUGGAAUAUGCAAUGCAGGUGUAUCAAUCGUAUUGUUGCUCAUGUUGAUGUUAAUGUGAUCCUGGUUCCUUAUCGGUUCACAAGAUAUACAUUAGACAUGAACUCCACAGAUAUUUGGCUUUAAAGUUUAUAAGACCCCUUAUUUGACCCACUGGUGGCGCUAGAGGGUUUGAGAUAAAGACUUGAUGUUUGGUGUGAUUAAUGUUCAGUGUUUCCUCUAAGUUUGUGCCAAUUUUUAUAACUUUCACUGCUUAGGAAAAAAAAUAAGACGAAUAUGCAAGAAGCAGUUCAGGGCCAAAGCCAGCAUGUGAGUUCAGGUUUAACUUGCAUUUUAUUUGCAUCCAACUUGUGUGUUUCUGUAAUGUAAAUUUCCUCUGUAACUCAAAGGAGGGGUUUGAGAACCUAAUCCAUGAAGUGUUCGUGUCAGACGUUACCAGACAAACGAUGAGUUACUGUUUCACUCUUCACUGAGCUCAAAAACCCUCGCCAUUUACAGGACAUUCGGAAAACAUUGUAUAAAAAAGUUUUUUUCCGUUUAGACACAGCAAGUCUUUUUACCUGAGGAGAGACUGAGAAAAUGGCAAUGUUUAUGUGUUUGGCCGUUCUCUCUACUCUUCUGAUGUGUGGAUGGACUCAGACCGCAAGCAAUCCGUUUGACUGCUCUGACGUCUACAACUCAGGACAGACGGCCAGCGGGAUCUACUCCAUCUAUCCUGCAGGAGAUGUUCCCGUCUCAGUUUACUGUGAGAUGAUCUCAGAUGGAAACGCUGCAGACAGAGGAGGAUGGACGGUGAUUCAGAGGAGAAUGGAUGGCAGCGUGAAUUUCUAUCGGCCGUGGGAUCCGUACAAGAGAGGAUUUGGGAAUAUAGAGAGUGAAUACUGGCUGGGGCUGGAGAACAUGUAUCAGCUGACACUCACCAGGUAUUACAAGCUGAGAGUGGAUCUGGAGGACUUUGAAGGAAAUAAAGCUUUCGCUCAGUACUCGUCCUUCUCUGUGGAUGGAGAAGCUGCCGGCUAUGAACUACAUAUUUCAGGAUUCACGGAUGGAGGAGCUGGCGACUCUUUAUUGGACCAUAAUGGAUACAUGUUCUCCACCUUUGACAAGGACCAAGAUGCUUAUGCAACCAACUGCGCCAAACGGUAUCUCGGGGGGUUUUGGUACUCGGCCUGUCACCAUACAAACCCCAACGGAGUGUAUUUAUGGGGUGAAGAUCCCACUUAUUAUGCUAUUGGAAAUGUAUGGUCAUCAUGGAAGGGUUAUGCUGUCGGAAUGAAAUCCAUCAGCAUUAAGAUCAAGCGUGUACCUUAGAAACACUGCAGGACUGCUUUAACAUAAUCAAAUAAUCAAAUUCAUGUUUUCUCUUUUCUAGUAACUGUGUAAAAUAAUAUAUGAUGUGUGGAAAUAUCACUCUAAAAAUAGUUUGUUUAUGAAUUGCUCUUGGAAAUCAAUCAACAAUACGUUUUAAAUAAACCGCUGCGUAGAAAGCCUUUGUGAAAGUCUUGAAACUGGUGGAGCAGAAGCUGCUGGGACUCGCCGGGGAAAGGAAGGGGUGAAGGGGAAACUCUUUAAAGCAACCCUUUAACUAACUGAGUAAUCUCAGGUAACCAGCCUCUUUAAAUUCAAUAAUUCAAACACAAAAUGAUAUAAACUUUCUAAACAAGUAAUACAAGUAACUUUAACAGGAGAGAGAUUUAAAAGUGUAUUAAAAGAGAAAAAGAGUUAGUUUCCCCCCUCUGACAUCACACCAAAAUGGCAAAAUGCUUCAUACUGCAAUGCAUGCUGGGUAAUGCCAUAGUAAACACUCCCAUCAUGCACUGCAGUAUAUAAAAAGGCCCUUUCCCCCUUAAUAUUGAAACAUUAUGAUGGAAUUAGCUUAUUUUUUCUUUAACAGUCAAACGUAGUUAAAAGCCAAAAAGAGAAGGUUUAAAUGAAGAAUGUUCACUCAUCAUAAGAAACAGAAAGCAUAAGAAAUUGCACAAAUGUUUGCCGUAAAACAAUUUAGUAAUCGCUUAGAAGGUCAACUAAACACUGAUCAGUUAUGAUCACAAAGUUUUAGUGCUUUGAAACAAUCGGUUUUGUUAAAAGAGCUACAUACAAGUGAUUUCAGACGUUAGGUUUACACACAGUCUACAUUAAACUUUCCUAAUUUGGGGUUUACUUACAGAAAUUAAAUUUUUGGCUUUCAUGAACGUGAAAAGAGGUGAUACUAAUUUCAUAGGAGUUGGUAUUGUUUUUUCAAGCACUCAUAAAAAAAGUGUGAUUCAAUAAGAAUAAAUGACUAAGAAGACAAAGCUCACAGCCUUUUCAUGAAGUGUCUUUAUGUGUUGUACAGUGUAUAUAUAAGCUGUAUGUACUGUAGUCAUAAUAUUAAAAACAACGGCAUGUGAAUAGCUGAAUGAAAAUGAAAAAACCUUGAAACGCUGAGCCCAAAAUUAUUUUGUAGGAAAGACACAAAAUUGGUGAAAUGAAAUGCUGUAUGCAUAUUAAUUUAUUUAUUGGUGCACUAAACUUUGAUGCAAGAACAAAACGAUUUAAACCUAAAAAGAAAUAACGCCUUCCAAAGUGUUGUAUUUAUGAGUCGUUUCAAAGCUGUUUCUAUAACUAGUCUUAUAUU
This is a messenger RNA of Puntigrus tetrazona (Sumatra barb), 2801 nucleotides long. RefSeq names its product microfibril-associated glycoprotein 4-like. The transcript has 5 exons. The coding region runs from base 764 to 1495 and encodes 243 amino acids. The record is from RefSeq and is a predicted model, not a curated record. Lineage: Eukaryota; Metazoa; Chordata; Actinopteri; Cypriniformes; Cyprinidae. Gene Ontology annotation, biological process: elastic fiber assembly.